Spinacia oleracea (spinach) is the source of this 2825-nucleotide messenger RNA. RefSeq lists its product as uncharacterized. The transcript has 8 exons. Gene Ontology annotation, biological process: mRNA splicing, via spliceosome; spliceosomal complex assembly. NCBI's taxonomy places the organism in Eukaryota, Viridiplantae, Streptophyta, Magnoliopsida, Caryophyllales, Amaranthaceae. The record is from RefSeq and is a predicted model, not a curated record. Gene Ontology annotation, molecular function: protein binding. The coding region runs from base 503 to 2611 and encodes 702 amino acids. Gene Ontology annotation, cellular component: U2-type catalytic step 2 spliceosome; post-mRNA release spliceosomal complex; precatalytic spliceosome.
ACAACAAAAAAGAACAAACUGUCGACCAGAAUGAACAAACAAUAUGAGCGCGUCGUUUUUGGGUACAGCCAGAGCUGGCUGUACCCGGUACAGCAGUUAGCGAUUGAUAAAAAAGCAUGUUGUUAAUAGGAAACGGCCCAUAACUUAAUACGGAACAAGACCUUUGUUGUUAAUUUCUCCACAGAUAUUCGAAUUGGCUGGAAACUGGAACCAAAUCCCUGUCGUCUUCGAACGGGAAAAGGGCGAAAGGACCCCCAAUUCUGCUACAAUUGGCCAUUGCUAAUUCUCCAUUCCUUCUCCUGCUACGUAAUCUUAGAACAAAUCCCUGCUCACAAUCACUCAAAACAGUCACAUCAACGAAUUUGGAUUUCGGGCGUUCUCUGUUGCUCUAAUCUCCUACGCCCGGGACUGGAAAUUUUUUCCCGAUAAACAAUCCAACACUAAUUGAGGCUUGUCUUAUAUAGUAAUAACAUCCAUUGUGAGCUGAAGCCAAGCAGCAACGAUGGGUUCAUUCAAGGAGUCUAACCCAUCUUUAGGGUUUCUCACAAUGAAAGAGACAGAAGUAAGGUACCCUCAAUCCACCAGAGUCAAGAACAAGACUCCUGCUCCUAUUCAGAUCACUGCUGAACAACUUCUGCGCGAAGCCCGUGAACGCCAAGAAUCUGAAAUCCGCCCGCCUAAGCAAAAGAUAGCUGAUUCAGCUGAGCUUGCAGACUAUCGUCUUCGGAAGCGCAAGGAAUUUGAAGAUUUGGUCCAGAGGGUGCGGUGGGAUGUUAGUGUGUGGGUCAACUAUGCACGAUGGGAGGAGUCACAGAAGAACUUUGAACAUGCUCGCUCGGUUUGGGAGCGCGCUUUGGAGGUUGAUUAUAGAAAUCAUACCUUAUGGCUAAAAUACGCAAACAUGGAGAUGAAGAAUAAGUUCAUAAACCAUGCGAGGAAUGUGUGGGAACAUGCUGUCUCUUUGCUCCCCAGAGUAGAUCAACUGUGGUUAAAAUAUAUCCAUAUGGAGGAGAUGCUUGGCAAUGUGGCUGGUGCUAGGCAGAUUUUCGAGAGAUGGAUGCAGUGGCAUCCUGAUCAUCAAGGAUGGCGCUCCUACAUUAAGUUUGAGUUGCGUUACAAUGAGAUUGACCGUGCCAGGCAAAUAUACGAGAGACUUGUGCAAUGUCACCCAAAGGCCGAUGCAUGGAUUCGUUAUGCAAAGUUUGAAUUGAAAAAUGGGGAAAUUGCUCGAUCUAGGAAUUGCUAUGAGAGAGCAGUUGACAAGUUGGCAGAUGAUGAAGAAGCAGAGCAGCUGUUUGUGGCUUUUGCUGAAUUUGAGGAAAGGUGCAAGGAGACAGAGCGUGCUAGAUGUAUCUAUAAAAUUGCACUGGACCAUAUACCUAAAGGGCGGGCUGAGGAGGUUUAUAAAAAGUUUGUUGCAUUUGAGAAACAGUAUGGGCACAAGGAGGGUAUUAAUGACGCUAUUGUGGGAAGAAGAAGAUUUCAGUAUGAGGAUGAAGUCAGAAAGAACUCCCUUAACUAUGACAUUUGGUUUGAUUACAUUCGUCUGGAAGAAAGUGUUGGUGUCAAAGACAAAGUAAGAGACCUAUAUGAGAGGGCUAUAUCCAAUGUCCCACCAGCUGAGGAGAAAUGCUACUGGCAGCGUUACAUCUACCUCUGGAUCAAUUAUGCUUUAUAUGAAGAACUUGAUGCAAAAGAUAUGGAGCGAACAAGACAGAUAUACAGGGAAUGCCUUAAGUUGAUUCCUCACAACAAGUUCUCCUUUGCUAAGAUCUGGCUUUUGGCAGCGCAGUUUGAGGUACGACAAUUGAAUCUGAAUGGUGCACGCCAGAUAUUGGGCAAUGCGAUUGGGAGGGUUCCAAAGGAUAAGAUUUUCAGAAAUUACAUUGAAAUAGAGUUGCAAUUGGGAAAAAUAGAUAGAUGCAGGAAGAUAUAUGAGAAAUAUUUGGAAUGGUCUCCAGAGAAUUGCUAUGCAUGGACCAAGUAUGCCGAGUUGGAACGUUCUUUGUGCGAAACAGAAAGAGCUAGGGGUAUUUAUGAGCUUGCCAUAGCUCAGCCCGCAUUGGACAUGCCGGAAAUUUUGUGGAAGGCAUACAUUGAUUUCGAGAUAGCAGAAGGAGAGUUUGAAAAUACAAGAGCAUUGUAUGAGAGACUGCUUGACAGAACAAAGCAUUUAAAGGCAUGGAUCAGCUAUGCCAAGUUUGAAGCUUCUGCUGCCGUGGAUAAAGGGGAAUCAGACAUGCCAGAGGAUGAGACUCGAGAACUUUUUCAUGAAAAGAGGAAAUUGUCUGUUCAGCGUGCCAGACGGGUUUUUGAAAAAGGCCUGAGUCAUUAUAGGGUUUCUGCUCCUGAGCUGAAAGACGAGCGAGCUAUGCUCUUGGACGAGUGGCUGAAGAUGGAGGCAGAUUUUGGUGAGCUUGGCGAUGUUGGUUCAGUUCAAGCUAUGAUGCAGAAGAAAGUCAAGAGGCGGCGGCCUUUAAUGACAGGCAAUGGUGCAGCUGGAUUCGAGGAGUGUUUCGACUACAUGUUUCCAGAAGACACGCAGACAACUAAUUUAAAGAUCUUGGAUGCAGCAUACAAAUGGAAGAAGCAAAAAAGCUGCCUCUUAUGACUGAGAGUAGAAGGUCUUCUUUAAAUUCUUUUGUAAAUUUAUUGAAUUUUGCAGUCACCUUUUAGGCAGAAAUCUGAAAAUUCCACCAAAACUAUUUUUUCAUGUGGAAUUUAAAGAAAGUUUUAUGCAAUUUUCCUUUUGUAUAUAAUUACUUCAUAAUUCAUAUUGGGUUUGACUUGAGCAUAUUAUCGGCAAAAAGGGUUCAAUUUGCUUC